GGCCUCCACUUGAUAACAGUGAAGUUGAGGUGAGCUGGUGGAGGAGGAGGAGGAGGAGGAGGGAGGGUGAGAGAAAAAUGGUGAUGUGGUACGAAGAGGAGCUGGAGUGAGGGAUACAUCCGUCCAUUGGGGAUCUGAGCAGCCCAGCUGAGGGGACACAACGGAAUCCCAAGUUUUCUUUUUUGUUCCGAGGACGGGGCAGCUGCUCUGAUUUGAAGAUCUCCAAUCAAAGUUCAUGUGAAGAAGAAACAGGAGGGAGGACAUCAGCUUCCUGGUCCCGGGCUGCAUGGGGAGGAGGGGGGGUGGGGGACAGAGAAAAGAUAUAUAUUAUAUAUCCAUGCCUUGUGUUGGAGCAUUUGGAGAAGUGGCUCUGCUGUGGCCUAGAUGACACACACACACAUAUAUAUGUAUUUAUAUAUAUAUAUAUAUAUAUAUAUAUAUAUAUAUUAAAAAAAUGAAACCUUAGGAGGAGGAGGAGUGGACUCAAAGUAAAGCACUUGAGCAAAAAGAAAGAAAGAGGAAAAAGAAAAAAGGCUGAAGUGGGCUGAAGCAUGGGCUGUGCUUCAAGUAUUCAUAUCUCUGAUAGGGUGGUCUACCACAGUGGAAAAGAGUCCGAGGAUUCCCACUCACCCCAGCAGACCAAUACCACUCAGCAUCAAGGAAAUCCUGCCCCGGGACUACCCCUGAAACCCCCCAACUGCAAGACCACAUCCACAGAGGUGCAAUUUGGACCAAUGAAGUUAUUUAAAGACCCACUUCAGGUACUUUUAGUUUUUGCCAAAGAGGACAGUCAGAGCAAUGGCUUCUGCUGGGCAUGUGAGAAGGCGAACUUCAGGUGCAGCAUUGCGCGAACGCCCGAGUCGGCUCUUGAAUGCUUCUUGGAGAAGCAUCACGACCUCGUCAUCAUUGACCACAGACAUUCCAGACACUUUGACGCUGAAGCACUAUGCCGGUCAAUUAGAGCGGUCAACUCUUCAGAAAACACUGUGAUAGUCGCCGUUGUGAAAAGGCCAGACAGAGAAGAAGCCUCUGUGAUGCCCCUGAUCAAUGCUGGCUUUAAUAGGAGAUAUGUGGAGAAUGCCAAUAUGAUGGCCUGCUACAAUGAGCUGCUACAGUUGGAGCAUGGAGAGGUGCGGGCGCAGUUCAAACUGAGGGCUGGAAAUGCUAUUUUCACAGCUCUAGAACAAAGCCAGGAGGCCAUAGAGAUCACUUCUGAAGAUCAAGUAAUUCAAUACGUGAACCCUGCCUACGAGUCCAUAAUGGGCUACCAACAAGGCGAGCUAAUAGGGAAGGAAAUAAUAGAAGUGCCUAAAAGUGAAAAGAAUAAGCCUGAUCUCCUUGAAACAAUAAACUCCUGCAUACGGAAAGGAAAGGAGUGGCAGGGGAUUUAUUAUGCCAAAAAGAAGAAUGGAGACAGCAUACAGCAAAAUGUGAAGAUCACACCUGUAAUUGGGCAGGGAGGAAAAAUCAGACACUAUGUGUCUAUCAACAGGCCUUUAAAUGAUAAUAAUAAGAGUGAAAAAGCUUGUGAACGUGUGCAGGCAGAGUCUCAGACAGACAUACAAUCCAGUAAGCACAAAGACCGAAGGAAAGGCUCUCUGGACGUAAGAUCCACAACAUCUCGUGGGAGCGAUGGGAGCUCACAGCGAAGGCACUCCUCGAUGGCCCGCAUCCACUCCAUGACUAUCGAAGCUCCCAUCACCAAGGUAAUCAACAUCAUCAAUGCAGCGCAGGAAAGCAGCCCAAUGCCCGUAGCAGAAGCCUUGGAUCGGGUACUGGAGAUCCUGAGGACCACUGAGCUCUACUCCCCGCAGUUGGGCACCAAGGAUGAAGACCCCCAUACGAAUGACCUUGUGGGGGGGCUGAUGACGGACGGUUUACGCAGAUUGUCAGGAAAUGAAUACAUAUUGGCCACAAAACAGCCCCACCAUAUCCCCAGUCACCUGACAACUCCUCUGUCGCUAAACGACAUCCCCCCUCGUAUCGCCCAGACCAUGGAGAAUGAGGACUCUUGGGACUUUGACAUCUUCAACUUGGAGGCUGCAACCAUGAAACGGCCUUUGACCUACUUGGGCCUGAAGAUCUUCUCCCGCUUUGGGGUCUGCGAAUUCCUAAACUGCCCCGAGGCAACUUUGCGCUCCUGGCUACAAGUGAUUGAGGCCAACUACCACUCCACUAACUCCUACCACAACUCCAGUCAUGCAGCUGAUGUCCUGCACGCAACAGCCUAUUUUCUCUGCAAGGAGAGAGUCAAGCAAAGUUUGGAUCCCAUUGACGAAGUGGCUGCGCUGAUCGCGGCAACAGUGCACGACGUGGACCACCCAGGACGCACCAACAGCUUCCUGUGCAAUGCAGGGAGCGAGCUGGCCAUCCUCUACAAUGACACGGCUGUGCUGGAGAGCCACCACGCAGCGCUGGCCUUCCAGAUCACCACGAGAGAUGAUAAGUGCAACAUCUUCAAGAACAUUGAAAGGAAUGAAUAUCGAACACUACGACAGGCCAUCAUUGACAUGGUGCUGGCAACUGAGAUGACAAAACAUUUUGAACAUGUCAACAAAUUUGUCAACAGCAUCAACAAGCCACUGGCUGCUUUGGAGGAGAAUGGGGGAAAUGGUGAUGAGGAGUCUGUCAAAGGCAUUCUGACAUCCCCUGAGAAUCGCAUCCUUGUUAAGCGAAUGCUGAUUAAGUGUGCGGACAUUUCCAAUCCAUGCAGGCCUCAGGAGCUCUGUAUAGAAUGGGCUGGACGCAUCUCAGAGGAGUAUUUUGCACAGACGGACGAGGAGAAGAGGCAAGGUCUGCCAGUGGUUAUGCCUGUGUUUGACAGAAACACCUGUAGCAUCCCAAAGUCCCAGAUUUCCUUCAUAGACUACUUCAUUACGGACAUGUUUGAUGCAUGGGACGCUUUCGCAGACCUCCCCAAUCUUAUGCAGUACAUGGACAACAACUUCAAAUACUGGAAAGGCCUGGAUGAGAGGAAGCUGCACAGCCUGAGACCGCCUCCAGAGUAGGUGCUGCAGUGUUCGGCCCUGGGACUCUGCGGUCCGGGGCAGCCGUCCUCUCUCCUGCUGGGGCGUCUCUCCUCCUGCCGGCCCAGCCGCCAGCCAAAGGGCCUCCUCGCCUUCACCUUCCCUCUUCUGUAGCACGCCAAGCGUCCACAUAUCCGUUGAUGCAGGAACCACAGAAGGACUUCCUGACGGGCAGUCGCAGCAGUGAACAUUUGCUGGCUUUUACGACCCUGUCAGAUGAGAACUGUGACAAACAGACACAGACACAAACCGCAUCCUUAUGAACUUCUUGUGCCUCUCAGGCAUUUGCAGUGUAGCUGGUCAUGUGACAUAACUGCGAGAGGGUCCUUAAAGGCCUUCUGGCUAAGCGUCCGUCCCCUAAUCACCACGCGGGCCCUCCGGUUUGCCUGUGAAGUUGCUGUUGAGUACAAACUGCUCGUUUACUGAAGGAGAAGGGAGGAGCAGAUGGUAACAUGGUCCGGCUUUGGUGUCCUAUCCUCACCGAGCCAUAUAAUCACCUUUGAUAUCCAUCCCUGUGCUCGCAGCAAGGCAGGACUGCUCCUUCUGCCCCUGGAGGCCACACCAUGAAAGAACACUCCACUGCUUCUUUUUUUUUGGCAAUAUUUUCAUGUGUCCUUCAGAAACACAUCUAAGUUGACAUGUAGCUGUCAUAACGGACAUUUUGGGGGGAUGCUUUCUUUCUGGGUCAGGGAAGUGGAUCUUUACUUUAGGCCACUGCUGAGAGACGAAAACCUCAACAUCUUGAUUAUAGGUAACUAAUUACAGAUGAUUUGGUAUGUUAAUUUUUCCUAGAUGUUCCAUAUUUUCUAUAUCAAAAUUCAUAAGUGAAUUAGUUGAUGAAUAAAAAAAAGAACAAAAUUUAUUUUAAAAAAUAAAGAAAAGCCAAAGCUGAUAAAUACUACUAUAACGCUCAAAAAAUUCACAAUUAUUAUUCAUAUGAAGCAUUACCAUAUUAAACAUUUUUAUUUUCUUAUCAAAACUAAAGUACCAGUUUGAAUGAACACUUUUGUAUUGCACUGUAAACAAUAUUAGAAAUGUCUACGUCUCAGUGAUUUGUCCAGGGAUGGGGGGUUGCAUUGGAGAAUAAGCUGUUAUUGUUGAUCAUCAGGAGUGUGUGCGUGUGCGUGUGUGUGUGUGUGUGCGUGCGCGUGUGUUUGGGUAUGUGUGUUUGGGUUGUAGGAGCGGUUGAGUGGGUACAUUCAUUGUUGCAACAGUCCCUUACUCUUGGUUUAAUGCUGUAAACCGCUUGACAUUUGAAAACAGCAGAAAUAUGUGAAAACAUUUUGGACUUGAAAAAAAUUUUCUCCCAGAAAUUUUUGUAUCUGGUUUAUCCUACUGAAAAGACUGCCUUAUUUUAUACAAUAUUUAUACAGUACAUCCCACUGUGCAACUGCAACGGACAUCUGGAGUUUUUAUUCUUAACAUAGUCAGAAGGUUAUGUUCAAGUAAAUCUCAAUAUUUUUAUAGACAAUGAAUUUUACACUGGAUUUGCAGCAAAUGAGAUCAACCGUUCUAGCUAUCUGAAUACCUGUGAAUUGGAUGGUCACACAGAACAUGUAUACAGAGAACUAAAUGGUUAAGAAGGAUGUGGAUCGCAGAGUUGUCUAUCACUGUCUUUAAGCAUUCUCCUAGAGGCCCGCUCGCAUUGAUUUUUGAUCAAACAUCAUUCUACUUUGGCCACUUGUCCAGCACCUUUAUGCACAGAUCCAGGGAACAGCUUUUUUUCUCAAGGUUGGUUUCAGAUUAGGAUACUAAUAUAUGUUAAAGAUUGUUGCAAUGCUUAUUAUUAAAAAUAGCUCCUCUUUAAACAGUAUAUAAAUGCCAUAACAGCUAAGAUAAUGAUGGUUAAUCGGCUGUAUUGACCAUGGUUGUCUUUGUUUCUCUCUUAUGACAGAAUUGUACACUCAAUCAGGGGAUUUGUUUGUUCCUUCUGAUUCACAUGUUGGUCUGAAGGCACGGAAAAAAAAAUAGACUAUUCAAUGAAAAAUAAAAAAUAAUGUCAAUUAUAA
Messenger RNA from Scophthalmus maximus (turbot), 5035 nucleotides. It is a transcript of the gene pde8a, whose product is annotated as phosphodiesterase 8A. Gene Ontology annotation, molecular function: 3',5'-cyclic-AMP phosphodiesterase activity. NCBI's taxonomy places the organism in Eukaryota, Metazoa, Chordata, Actinopteri, Pleuronectiformes, Scophthalmidae. Gene Ontology annotation, biological process: positive regulation of ERK1 and ERK2 cascade; signal transduction; cellular response to epidermal growth factor stimulus. The record is from RefSeq and is a predicted model, not a curated record. The coding region runs from base 552 to 3008 and encodes 818 amino acids. The transcript has 22 exons.